Molecule: messenger RNA, 690 nt
Organism: Musa acuminata AAA Group (dessert banana)
Lineage: Eukaryota; Viridiplantae; Streptophyta; Magnoliopsida; Zingiberales; Musaceae
Product: monothiol glutaredoxin-S2-like
Exons: 1
Coding region: 16-387 (123 amino acids)
Source: RefSeq, a predicted model, not a curated record
AAUAGAGGGCUACUGAUGGCGGCGGUGGCAGCUAUGGCGGGGGGGAGGAGAAGGGGGGCGGUGGGGCUGUCGAUCGACGGGGCGGAGGAAGCGCCGGAGGAAAGGGUGGGGCGGCUGAUACGGGAGAACCCUGCGGUGAUCUUCAGCCGGCGGGGCUGCUGCAUGAGCCACGUGAUGAAACGGCUGCUGGCGGCGGUGGGCGCCCACCCGGCGGCCAUUGAACUGGAGGAGGCCGACGAGGAGGCGGCCGCCGCUGCUGCUGGGGGCGCCGGCCUUCCCACCCUCUUCGUCGGCGGCGCAGCCGUGGGCGGCCUCGAGGGCCUCAUGAGCCUCCACCUCAGGGGUCGCCUGGUCCCCAUGCUCCUGGAAGCCGGCGCCGUGCGGUGAUGACGCGUGUUCGCGUCCCUGAGGCGGACCCCACGCCCUGAAUGCUGUGAUUUGCCUCUUUCUUCUUCUUCUUCUUCUUCUCUCUUUCCGUAAGCUUUAGCAAAUUUGGGGGUCUAGGAGUUCAUGCUUGCUUCCCCGUGGGGAGGGGUAGCGUAAAUGUAAAUAGGGACAACAUCAGGAAAGGGAGAAACCGAAAUGGGUUAGUAGAUAAGAAAGUAGUGGUUUGUCUCACUGUAUGGUGCUGAGUUCGGCUUGGCAGUGUGUUCCUCUCUCUUUCUAUGACGUUUUGACCCUUCCAUGGCU